Messenger RNA from Phytomonas sp. EM1, 2787 nucleotides. The record is from the annotation of a GenBank genome assembly. Lineage: Eukaryota; Euglenozoa; Kinetoplastea; Trypanosomatida; Trypanosomatidae.
AUGACCCAACGCCAAGACGAAGCGAAUGGCAUCGAUGUGUAUGACAAACGGCACCUCCAGGCUAAAGCUUUGGAGCGAUGGGAACUCCAAAAGCAGAUUUGGGAAAAAACACGCAUCGGGCUUCUCACGCAGACUGCCCGUGGAAAGCGGAAGCAGGGAAACGCGCGGGUUUUCAUAUCUUCCAACAGCUACGCGCGUGCGAAGCAAGAAGAUUUCAACAUGAUUGAGGCUUCUGUCCCGCGCAUGGCCAUGUCAAAUCAAUUUGGGUGGGAAAGUCUUCUGCGUUGCACGGAUAUUACGCAAGCUUCACGUUAUGUUCGGAUUGGCAAAGGCUACUACCCUUAUCCUCUAUAUGUUGAGAUCCGAGACCCCACGGCGGUGAAAAAAAACGACUUUGCCGACUCACGCAUCGCGUUUGAGGAAUCCAAGGCCACUUUAGGGCAUUCACUUAGCGGAUAUUCCGCCGUCCGGGAGCUGAUGAGGCACAAAUUAGAAGGUAAGAAGUUAAGAAAUAUGCAGGGAAGUCAGGGUAACACUGACGGUACCCUAGACGAGGAGGUGGAGCAAUUCCUGGAAACUGGUGGUUCCUCGCGUGAAAUGGAUCCCAUUCUCUUCAUUGGAUCGAACCGGACAGCGGCUAAGAGUUAUCACAAGUUAUUGCAAACUCACAAGCGCUGCAUUCAAAAGCGUUUUGGACACUUCUUCCAGCCGAGGUGCUUUAUGAAGGUUGAGGGAACCCCUGCACCACGCGUGACGGUAGAUGCAGCGGAGUUUGGGUCCAUGAACGGCAUUGAAACAAAUGAAAACCCUGUGCAAUACUUUCCCCCGCCGCAGCGGCUCCGUCUGCCGACCCCCAAUCCCAACUCGCAAGUCCCCAAGUUCGCUUCCAGUGGUUUGGUGGGACAAAACGACAACAGCGCUAAAUCACUGGGAACGGCCACCACUCCCUCAACCUCGAUCUCUGGAAAGCUUCUGGGGCGCAAGCCAGAAGAUGAGCUUUCGGCCUCCUCGCCAAAAAUAACGUGUGAGACUCUUACAGGAAAGGCGGGAUCGAGUGGUCUCAACGUCACACUGGAGAUCUCGACAAAGCGGGUCUUGAUCCUGGCGCGUCCUGGCGAACUCGCGCAUGGCCAGGUCACGAUCACGAACCACGGCACCGUGACGUUCUUUUACAGCUGGGCGGUCGCGGAUCUGCUGAUGGAGAACAUUACCAUGGCAGCUGAACGAAUUUCCGCCCAGGGAGAUUCGAGGCAGCUGUCGGAUGUCAAAGACAAGGACGGAGCAGAGGAGAAAAGUCCCGAUAACUGUUCGGCUGAGAGUGUGGAGGAGCUGAACAAUUGGCGUGUGUUGCACACCCUUGCGAAACCCGCAGCGGGAGCACAGCCAAGCUUCUUUCUGUCGAGCUCACCUGACGGUGUCAUUCUUCCCGAUGAAUCAGCUAUAUUCGCUUUCUCCGUGCGCAUCCCUCAGCCUGGACGCUUCCAGCGGACUUAUGAGCUCCUUACCGUUCCAUCCUGCGACGCGAACCGAAUUCUGGUGCAGAUAACUGCAUUGGUGGAAAGCGGGGUGGAGAUGCGUGCAAAAUACUUGGCUCGCCCAGUAGCAGAAGCACUGGAGGCCAAGGUCACCAUCGAUAGCCAGCGCCACAUGGUCCAGCAAAUUGUGCGCAACUGUGAACCCUACACGGCAGCGGAUCUCGAAAGCUCCAUCUACGCCCUGCGCUGUGCGGAGGAUAACAAUGCAUCUGAUGAGAAGGCCCACUUACAGCGACAGCGUGAAAGCUGGGAACAGCACAAUGGACUCACUUUUGACGGGAUCCCUUACAACAAGGCGGUGUUCGAUAUGCUGGGACGUGUUUGGGAGAAUCUCCAGCGCACGCUCGCGGAGCUGACUCGCGCCAGCCCUGAGUCCGUGAGUAACGAUAACAGGGAUGAGAAGGCAGCGGGAGAAGGCGUAGGCGCCUCGAGAUUUCCAAUGGGACCGCCCCCAACCUCGCCCGAGGCGCAGAACCAAUCCUCCGAUGGCGAGAUUGUGGCGUUAUGGGAAAGCACAGGCGGCUCACUGGUAGUACUGCUGCACGAGAUCGCGCGCGUCCGCGAUGCGCCCUCACGGAACAUCUUCUACGACUGCACAAUGACGCUUCUUCGUGCGGCACGUGUCUCGCAGAAUGAGCAGGACCCCCUGCAUGAGCUGCUCCAUCGCGCCGCUGAGGUGUUGGUGGAGCAAAUCGAGCUUGGACGUCUCCAUUGGUAUAUAAGGGAAGAGCUUUACCAGCUACAGCGGCCGACGGUAGGGGCUACGACGACCACCAAAACGGGAAGUAGCGGUGGGAAUCAUCCAAGCUCAGCCCCCCGUUCUGGAAGGAAGGCGGCUAACUUGGCGACAGCUUUCAAUCCUGACAUGUCAGGCAGUCGUGGGAGGCAACCCUCCGCUGGUCUUGUACCUAUUCCAGCCGCGCUAUAUGAGCAUCUCCUCCCCCCUGAAGAUGGCGAGGAUAGCUCAGAUCUGCGUGAGAUCCUAUUGAGCGCUGAAAGAGUAGUGCUAAUCGAUGCUUUUAAGAGACGCCUAAAGGCUGAACGGCCUGCCCGCGUUAAGGUGCUCGAGCAGCAGUUCUUGAAGGCCAUUGAAUGUGGAGCGAGAUUACCGCUCCUGGAUGUCGUCCAGAAGCACCGUGCGGACGACGUUGUUGCCAUUCAGCAGAGCGAGCUGAUCGCAGUCGACACAAGCACAGAGGCUCCUACUGUAAAACCUGUCUCAAGUAGCGUAAAAGGAAAGUUUAGGCAAUAA